Messenger RNA from Prunus armeniaca (apricot), 426 nucleotides. Lineage: Eukaryota; Viridiplantae; Streptophyta; Magnoliopsida; Rosales; Rosaceae. The record is from the annotation of a GenBank genome assembly.
AUGACUUCCGAGGCUCCUGACUCCACCUCACCAAUCACUGUCACCGAGACCGAACACGCGGUCAGAACCUCGACCAACAGUCCUAUAACGGCGAAUCGCACGGCCGAGUCCAUGGGAGAGCAAGCCGUCGUCGAAGAUCUGAUAGCGAAGCAGGCCUACAGGAUCGAAACAUCCUUCAUGGCCGCAAUGGACAGAUUCUCCUCGGAGCUACGGACGCUUUUUCAGGAGAGGAUGCCGGUGACAUCGUCCGCAACGCCUCCCAGAGCCGGACAGAGUGGCCAAGAGUGCGAGAGGUUCGAGCCCUACGGCGAGAGCAGCGGCCUCGGCGUCUCUGGCUGCACCCAAGCGUCAAAUUACGGCCAGCAUUCACAGCCGACCUACCCGGCAGAGACAACGUACGGCCCACUCCAUGCUUUGGCCGUGUGA